Molecule: messenger RNA, 867 nt
Organism: Engraulis encrasicolus (European anchovy)
Lineage: Eukaryota; Metazoa; Chordata; Actinopteri; Clupeiformes; Engraulidae
Product: 5-hydroxytryptamine receptor 3A-like
Exons: 6
Coding region: 1-867 (288 amino acids)
Biological process (GO): signal transduction; regulation of membrane potential; chemical synaptic transmission
Cellular component (GO): plasma membrane; neuron projection; synapse
Molecular function (GO): acetylcholine-gated monoatomic cation-selective channel activity; transmembrane signaling receptor activity
Source: RefSeq, a predicted model, not a curated record
AUGGACGUCUUCAAGUUUCCCUUUGACAUCCAGAGAUGCCCUCUGUCCUUUACCUCAGCCAUGCACUCAGAUAAGGAGCUGCUCCUUUUCCCCCUCUCCAACUCGUCCAGUGCGACGCUUAACUCCUUGGAGGUGAUGGAGGGGGAGGUGAGCGAGUGGGAAUUCCUCAAUGUCAGCGUGCAGCGUCUCAAGUAUCACUUCCAUGAGGAAGUCUGGGACAAGGUCAUCUUCACGAUUAGUAUCCGCAGGGUGCCCCUGCUGCAUGUGUUGACCUUCAUCAUGCCCAUCCUCUUUCUCCUGCUACUGGAUGUGGCAUCCUUCUUCAUGCCGGACACGCGCGGCGACAAAAUCAACUUCAAGGUUACAGUGCUGCUAACGAUGUCAGUGAUGUUGCUCAUCCUUAAUGACACGCUACCCAGCAAACCCAGGAGGACACCCCUCAUAGCUGUGUAUGUAAUGGUGACGUUUGGCUUCAUGUUGCUGAGCCUGAUGGAGAGCAUCCUGGUGGGAUACCUGCUGGAGAGGACUGAUACCCAGCACAGCCAGGCAGAAGGAAACAGGAAAUCUGUAUCAAAAGGGAUCAUCUGUGUGCCCAUUGGAGAAUGUCAGCAUGAGGGGCGCCCCGACCCGUUCAAGAGGGGUGAGGGAGGGCUCUCUGUACCCCUCGAGGGGGGCGAGGACCCUGUACCCCUCCUCCUACGCCUCAUCCUCCAGGAGCUGCAGAGAGGGAUGCAGCAGAACCAACACCCCCCUCAGAUCCAGAACCAGAACUCUCUGGCCCGCUACAUCAACACUUCCUUCUUCAUCUUCUAUGUGCUCGCCAUCUCCAUCUUCCUCCCAACCCUCUUCUUCAUCUGGGUCUAUUAA